AGCGUUCGAUCUGUAACCAUGUCAAACGGUCUUUUCCUCUAUCAAAGUCUAUCUCAUUGAAACUUUAUAUUCACUUACUCACAGGACUUAAUUCAUUGCAUACUAACAUUCUGUGAUAUUUGGUUUGCGUAACACCGCAUAAAAAUGGACAUUUCGUUUCCGUGUUUAUUUUACAACUGUCUCUCAGACUCUAACAGCAUGGCAAUAUGGAUGUACCUUUUUAUGACUAUAUAUUCUGUGAAUUCGCAAUCUACUACCCCUCCGACGGCAGUGUCGGCACCGGAAUUUACAAACUACCGUCAGCUGGACUAUGAAGGAAAAUACAUUCUAGGAUGGAAGCACAAUGCCACAGAUAUUGAGUUUGAAGUCACCGUCCAGACGCCAGGCUAUGUCGGACUUGGAUUCUCCAAGACAGGCGAAAUGAGACCGUCGGAUAUGGUUAUCGGAUGGAUUACCGACGGCCAAAUGUACCUUGGGGACUAUCACGUGAAUGAAACGGACCGCAUACCGCUAAUGGACGACAAACCAGAGUCAGAUUGGGUGGUUUUGGGUGGGAUUGAAGUGAACGGUACCACCGUCCUUCGAUUCUCCAGGAAGUUGGAUACCUGCGACCCUCAGGAUCAGGUUAUCACGGGCGAUAGAAUGUCAGUGAUUUGGGCCUACCAUGACAUUGAACCAGAUGUUAAUACUGGUUUGAUGCAGAAACACGACAUGAACAACCGAGGAGUAGUCAACAUGAACUUGCUGAACGAUGACGUCAUGCUUACGUCAUUUCCGUCGGAUACGUAUAUGAUUGAUGCUACAAUUGGCGAGUUUACCAUUCCGGCUGUAGGAUCCACAUUGCAGUGCCGAGUGUUCGCUAACGGGGCUAUCCCAGCAGGGAACUUGAUAAAGUUCGAGCCCUCGAUCACCCCUGGUAACGAGCCGCAUGUGUACCGGAUGUCACUGUACCAGAGUGGAAAUGUGACGUCAAACUUAGAGAACACGCUUCACAACUGUGACGACCUUUCGUCACUUGUCAGGUCCAGGCUGGUGGCCACGUGGUCAAUGGGUGGACAGGCAUUCCACAUGCCGGAAGGGGUUGGUCUUCCAAUGGCAGGCUUAGGCUAUGUGCUAGAGAUCCACUACUCUAAAUGGCAAGAAAUGACAGAUGAGAAUGGUUCUCCAGUGACCAUUCCCGACGGGUCAGGCCUGCGUCUAACCUACACGACCUCCCCCGUCACCCACUUGGCUGGAAUGCUGGAGCUAGGAAGGGCUAUCUCGAGUGGUUGGUCUCAGCUGAUACCUGAUAAAGAAACAGCCUUCACAUCCACAGCCUACUGCUCACCGAAAUGUAUGACAUGGGGAUUCAAUAACGAUAACGAGCCAAUGAACGUGUUUGGGGUUCUGCUGAAAGGAAAUGACGUAGCGAGGUCAUUGAAGGUGCGUCACUUCCGUAAUGAAACGGAACUGCCCUGGAUUGACUCAGAUGGCGCUUUUUCCAACUUUUUCCAGGCGCCUCGGAGACUCAACGUCCCAGUUCAAGUAAAAUUUAAUGAUACACUGGCCGUGGAAUGUACCUACGACACGAGUGAUAGGGUUGGACCCACGCGGGGCGGAUUUUCCCGCGUCCAAGAGCUGUGCCGUGCCACCUUGAUCUACUACCCGGUCAAGCAGUUUGAUAUGUGCCUCAGUUGGUCCAGCUUCGAUAAGCUUCAGAAUGAAAAAGGAAAUAUAGUGCCAGAAAAGGAUGCCAUGGGCUACCUACAGAACGCGACGGCGUGGGAUGCCGAUCUGAGAAGGAGGUUUAAGGCUGCCCUCACCAUGUCCGACGAGCGGUCCGUUUGCUCUUCUAUAUCACGACAACCAGCGUACGCCAUAGACAGGUUCGAGAUUCCUGUAAUAAAGACACCCCAUGCUCCUACGGAGAAGUGCCAGAAAUUCAAACUGAACAGCUUCAACUGAGGCCCUGCAAUGUCUACCGGAAUUUUUUUUAUAUAUAUGUAUAUGUAUAUAUAUAUAUAUAUAUAUAUUGUGUGUGUGCUUACAUUUUACAUUAGUUUCAGUUGUUUGAUAAUGACCUCUGACUAAGAACAAUUAUUUCAGAUAUUAACAUGUCGUUUUUACCAUUGAUAUAUUUGGCUUUCUGCCUAUUCAUGUUAUUGUUUUUGAUUCUAUAAAUAGUAACAGAUCGCUGCUAAGCCAUAAGCCGUGUGCAAAAAAACAAAACAUUUUGGUUAAUUAAAAGUAGACCUCGGUAAUUAAAAAUUAUAAAGUAAUUUCUCUUACUUAUAAUUUAAUAAUAUGCCAUACUAGAAAGAUCUGAAAAUUCAUACUUUGAAUAUAUAAAACAAGUUUCUAAAAUACAUUUUUGUUUAUAUUGUUUAACGAAUUAAAAUAAGAACAUUUUUAUCUGAUAUAUUGCAGAAAGCGUCGUUAUAUUUUUAUAAAAAACAUCGGUUACAAAAUACAUAUAUGAAUUUCAAUAGCUUUAUUAUCGAACAUUCUCAAAAUCGGUCCGCAAAUAAAAAAAUCAAUAAAACGAUUGUUAAAAUCUACUGCUAUUUAUACGCGAAGCACGUCUGCAUAUUGUUAAAACAGUCGUUCUAUCGUCUCACUACUUUUGUUGAUAACACAUCAGUGUGUGUAUACCAUGUGAUGAAUUGCGUCAUAAAUGCUUCGUCGGACGGCAAUAUUUUUCAACCAAUGAAGACAUUAAACAAAGAUUACUUCACUAUUUCUUCACCAUUUUCAAUGAAACAUUGCGCAGUCUAUGCCGCUUACGGAGCCGCGCCUUCGUACGUUUACAAGAGGUCGAUUGAGAGUUUAGUUUCUUAAAACACUUCGACAAACCUUUUCACAAUACAGCCGUCUGACGGAGCAUUGUCAAAACAUUAUUUUGGAAACAGGUUUGUUGAAGCGUUUCGUAAUCACCUAAUCAAACUUCGGUAAUAAAACGAAGUCUGGGCAUAGACUGCCCUUUGUUUUAUUUAAAAUUAUGUCGUAAAAAGUAUCUUUGAUUUAAGUCAUUAUUUAACGCAGAAUGUUGCCUUCCGAUGUAGCAUAUAUGACGUAAUUUAUCACUAGUUAUACAUACACUGAACAUGGAAGCUUGUUUAAAGCAAUGAAUACACCUAUCAAUGAUUUGCCCGACCGGGGAGGACGGCGUGCAAAUAGAUGACUUAACAUUUAGGGUGCUUCCCGAAAUUAGGAAUUUUGACAGGCCCGGCGAGACCGCCAACCGAGGAAUAAAUAGACUUGGUCGGAUACGUCUUUCAAAGAAUUAUCGAUGCCUUAAACAUUUCCGACUCAAGCGAUUUUGCCAAAAAAAUCCUCUUGGGUGAUUUUUUAAGACAACAAAAUAUACAGUUUUUCUAAAUCCUCCGUUGCACCACCCACCUCCCCGUCCCCCCACGGUGGGGAAAAAUUAUGAUAGGUGCAUAAUUGAUUGCGUUUUCGGUCAAUGGUUUGUGAAUAUAAACGACCGAGCAUUGUACUUGAACGAUAAAUAAUAUAUCUUAUUUAUAUAUGAUGACAUUGGUAGCUCUUUGACAUUCAAGCAAAGACAUUGUGCAUGCUAUCCUUUAUUGUAGUAAAAUGAGAA
Mya arenaria is the source of this 3583-nucleotide messenger RNA. Its product is annotated as DBH-like monooxygenase protein 1 homolog. NCBI's taxonomy places the organism in Eukaryota, Metazoa, Mollusca, Bivalvia, Myida, Myidae. Gene Ontology annotation, cellular component: secretory granule membrane. Gene Ontology annotation, biological process: norepinephrine biosynthetic process; octopamine biosynthetic process; dopamine catabolic process. The record is from RefSeq and is a predicted model, not a curated record. The transcript has 12 exons. Bases 145 to 1944 code for a protein of 599 amino acids. Gene Ontology annotation, molecular function: copper ion binding; dopamine beta-monooxygenase activity.